AUGCAGCUGCUCCGAGUUGCGUGGGCACUGACCGGAGCGGCUAUCUGCUGCUUCCUUAUCCUCCUCAUCCACUCUCGUCUGCUCAAAGAAGGCCAGCUGGCAGCGGGGACAUGUGAAAUUGUGACGCUGGAUAGGGACAGCAGCCAACCUCGGCGGACCAUCGCCAGGCAGACGGCCCGCUGCGCCUGCAAGAAGGGCCAGAUCGCGGGAACCACGAGAGCCAGACCCGCCUGUGUGGACGCCGCCAUUGUUCGGAAAAAGCAGUGGUGCGAGAUGGUGCCGUGUUUGGAGGAUGAGGGCUGCGACCUGUUAGUUAAUAAAUCCGGUUGGACUUGUACGCAGCCCGGAGGCCGAGUCAAGACGACCACGAGAAGGAUGCUCGCCGUCGCGUCCUCCACUCCCUCCAUUUUAGACUGGCAGAUGAAAUGGCACAACAAGCUUCCCGUCUCUCUGUUUCUCCGUCUCUGCUGUGAGGCGGCGAUGCCGGGUGCUCAGCAAAGCGACUGCGCCAUUAAAGGCGAAAAAGCAAAAUCACCCCGGGUGAUCCGGCGGGUUUUUGUGACAGCCUAA
Nerophis lumbriciformis (worm pipefish) is the source of this 570-nucleotide messenger RNA. The record is from RefSeq and is a predicted model, not a curated record. Lineage: Eukaryota; Metazoa; Chordata; Actinopteri; Syngnathiformes; Syngnathidae.